Aspergillus heteromorphus CBS 117.55 is the source of this 2386-nucleotide messenger RNA. Its product is annotated as F-box/WD repeat-containing protein. The record is from RefSeq and is a predicted model, not a curated record. Bases 318 to 2264 code for a protein of 648 amino acids. Gene Ontology annotation, molecular function: protein binding. The transcript has 2 exons. Lineage: Eukaryota; Fungi; Ascomycota; Eurotiomycetes; Eurotiales; Aspergillaceae.
CCCCCCCCCCCCCCGCAUUCGUUCGUCGUCCGUGUUGUUAUCAGGAGUUCGACUUGACCCGUCUUUUCUGGUCGAUCCUCCCAGGCUGCCUGCUGUCGGCUCACGACCCUUGCCGACCCUUCAGCCUCUCCACACGCCGGAGAUCCCCUAUUGACUCAGCACGUAUUUAUCUCGCAACCGCGUCUCUCCCUUGCGUCGACCCCUGAUCGUGUGCCCAGCCUCGGACAGCUCCUCCUCGCCAGUCUAUAUCAAUCUCCCGAGCGCCCCCGCGUGGCUGUCCUUGACUGUGAUUGUCACGCUUCCAUCACACUUACGCCAUGGCUCCUCCCUCCGUCUCCGUCCGCACUCGUCCCAGGACUGCCACCACAUCUGCCGUUCAGACCACCGGAUUAGAACACGACGUAUGGAAUGGCCUGUCGGUCGUCGACUCCGGAGAGGAGGACGACUGGCAGGUCCUGGAGGACAUGAACCACUUCCCCGAGCCUGUUCCUAGGCGCCGCGGAGCCAAGAGCUUUUCUAACCUACGUCACCCCGUCGACGGGCUGCGCGCCCUGGGUCGUCGCCUGUCAGUGACGCUUCGCAGCAAGUCGUCGCGGCACUCGGCCCAGCCUCACCCCGAGGACUCGAGGCACUCCUGGUACACCGAAACCAGCAUCAACCGUCGGCCCUCUCUUAACAGCGUGUCUUCGCUGCACGGGUUCUACGCCCCCGCGACCGCCCCCAUCCCCGGGAAUGGCCUGGAGCCGCCCGUCUUCCCGAACAGCUUCUAUGCCGGGGCAGCCGCCCGGGCGGCGGCAGCAGCUCAGAAUGAACUGACCCGGGCCCUGCGUGAGGGCCUCAAGCUGUCAGAUGCCAAGCUCACGCAGGACUCGGAGAGUGGCAUCGGAAUCGACCUGCGCGAUCGCUCCGAGCUGUCCGACCCGGCUCUGGCGGUUGUGCGGGUGGAUCCGGCCACCUGGUUCCCCCCUGAGCUGAUGUCGCAGGUGUUCUCCUACCUUGACCCGGAGUCUCUCAUGCAGGUGGAACUGGUUUCCCAUGCGUGGAAGGAGCUGGCUUCCGACCGGGCCAUCUGGCGAAAGGUCUUCCGCCACACCUACCGACACCACCGCCCCAGCGGGCUUCCGUCCAAGAAGAGACAGUCAGCUGGCCUUGGGAAGGCUCUUCCGGACCAGGACUGGAAGAAGAUGUUCCUGGUCCGACGGGCCUUGGAGCAUCGGUGGAAGGAAGGCAAAGCCGCGGCGAUCUAUCUGCACGGACACAAGGACAGUGUGUACUGUGCUCAGUUUGACGAAGACAAGAUCAUCACCGGUUCUCGCGACCGGACCAUCCGCGUCUGGGACGCUCACUACCCCUGGCCGUGCCGCAAGAUCAUCGGCCCGCCUCCCGGCGAUGUGGCUGGCGUGGGCCCCGUCAACAACCCCGCGCAGCAGUCGGCCGGGAAGCCGCCCUUCCUGACGAUCUGCCCCCCGCCCACGCGCUCGGCGGAGAUCGUGGCCCCCAUGGACCAGAGCUCGGAAUACCACAGUGCCUCCAUCCUGUGCCUCCAGUUCGACGAAGAGAUCAUGGUCACCGGGUCGUCGGAUUUCACCUGCAUCGUGUGGGAUAUCAAGGACGACUACCGGCCCAUUCGUCGGCUGGAGGGCCACGGAGCGGGAGUGCUGGAUGUCUGCUUUGACGACCGGUACAUCGUGUCGUGCUCCAAGGACACCUCCAUUUGUGUCUGGGACCGGCACACGGGUGUCCUAGUGAAGAAGCUCCUGGGACAUCGCGGCCCCGUGAAUGCUGUCCAGCUGCGAGGCGACCUCGUCGUCUCGGCCAGCGGAGACGGCGUCGCCAAGCUGUGGAACAUCACCUCCGGGCUGUGCAUCAAGGAGUUCCCCAGCAAGGACCGCGGCCUGGCGUGCGUCGAGUUCAGCGACGACGCCCGGACCAUCCUGACGGGCGGCAACGACCAGGUGAUCUACCAGUUCGACGCCAACACGGGCGAAAUGGUCAACGAGCUCAAGGGCCACGAGGGCCUGGUCCGGUCGCUGCACCUGGACAGUAUGAACCAGCGCAUCGUCAGCGGGAGCUACGACAUGAGCGUCAAGGUGUUCGACGCCCAGAACGGCGAGCUCUCCAUCGAUCUGCCCGGCUGGACGACGAGCUGGAUGCUCAGCGUCAAGUCGGACUACCGGCGCAUCGUCGCCACCAGCCAGGAUUCCCGGGCUGUCAUCAUGGAUUUUGGAUACGGAUUAGACGGCAUAGACUUGCUGGAAGAAUAAUUAAUACAUUUGCUAGACGUUGCGAUCUGGUUUGACGCAUGGAAAAGUCACUCGUUGUUUUGGGAGGCGUUUGGGAUGUUCGGGUUGCUUGGGAUCUUUCCGGACAUACAUUGGCGAGCGAU